AUGGAGGAGUCAGCGGGCGGCCGCGGCUCUCUUCUCCGGGAGAAGUACACGUCUCGGAGAGCGGAGAGCAGACGGGAUAUCAUGGCAGCUACUUUGUCGGCAGAGGAGGAACAGGCCACCAGGCAGUUUCUGGAGGAAAUCAACAAGUGGACCAGUCAGCAUGGAGUUUCGCCGCUGACCAGGGAGUUGGCGGUCAAGUUCCUCAUGGCUCGAAAGUUUGACGUCCUGCGCGCCAUCGAGCUCUUCCACAGCUACAGGGAAACGCGUCUUAAAGAAGGAAUUGUCCGACUCCAGCCUCAGGAGGAGCCCCUGCGCUCGGAGCUGCUCAGCGGGAAGUUCACAGUGCUGAGUGCACGGGAUCCUUCGGGAGCCUCCAUCGCCCUGUACACAGCCAAACUUCACCACCCCAACAAAACAGGAAACCACGUGGUUCUUCAGGCCCUCUUCUACCUCCUCGACCGAGCAGUUGAAAGCUUUGAGACGCAGAGGAAUGGCCUGGUGUUCAUUUACGACAUGGCGGGCUCCAACUACACAAACUUUGAGCUGGACCUGAGCAAAAAGAUCCUCAACUUGCUCAAGGGGGCGUUCCCUGCCAGGCUGAAGAAAGUGUUGAUCGUCGGGGCCCCCGUUUGGUUCCGGGUGCCCUACAAUCUGCUCAGCCUGCUUCUGAAAGAGAAACUUAGAGAGAGGGUUCAGAUGGUGAAAAUGGCCGAGCUGCGUCAGCACCUGCCCCGGGACUGCCUCCCCCAGCACCUCGGCGGCCUGCUGCCCCUGGACGCCUUCAGCUGGAACCAGCAGCUGCUGGCCGGCCAGAACGGCCGCGUGGACCCCGUGGACGAGCUGGUGGGAAUCCCCCUGGAGGACUCGUCCGUCCACGUCCCCGGGCCCGAGGCCAUGCGGCCCCAGGAGCUGCUGGCGCACCUGGGCCGCCUGCAGCGCACGGGCGUCCAUCAGGAGUACGAGGAGCUGCGCCGAGAGGCGCCGCCCGGAACCUUCCACUGCGCACAGGGAGGACAGUGGACAAAAUUAAGUGAGGUUGGCUCCAUCUCUCAGAAAUACUUAAUUGAUCCCCAAGUUGCUAUUAGGUCGUGUCCAUUGGAGAAGACCUACGGGGAUUUCUGGAGGAUGGCCUGGGAGCAAAACGUCCUCGUCAUCGUCAUGACCACCAGGACGGACGAAGGCAGCCGGAGGAAGUGUGGACAGUACUGGCCCCUGGAGGAGGGCGGGCAGGAAGUCUACGGCCACAUUGCGGUGGUGAACCAAAGGGUGGACCAUCACACCCACUACAACCACACCACCCUUGAGCUCCACAACACUGAGACAUGUGAGCAGAGACACGUGAGUCAUUUCCAGUACCUCAGUUGGCCCGACUACGGGGUCCCCACCUCGGCCGUCACCCUCAUCGACUUCCUGGGGGCCGUGAAGAAGCAGCAGAGGAAGAUGGUGAAGGCUUUGGGCCUUCAGUGGACCGGCCACCCCCUGGGACCCCCGAUGGUGGUCCACUGCAGCGCAGGCAUCGGCCGAACGGGUACCUUCUGCGCCCUGGACAUCUGCCUGUCCCAGCUCCAGGACGUGGGCUCGCUCAACGUGUGUCAGACGGUCAGACGCAUGAGGACUCAGAGGGCCUUCAGCAUCCAAACCCCGGACCAGUACUACUUCUGCUACAACGCCAUUUUGGAGCACGCCCAAAGACAGGGCCUGCUACCGUCCAAUCAGUGAGCUUCGACCCCCGAUGACCCCCCCCUCAGUCGCCAAUCCUCGGACCCACGUAGUUCAGCCGGUUAGUUCAAGAACGCCACUCAUUUCCUCAACGGAGCAGAGUUUUGAGACGCAGACUGAGACGACGCUGUGACGAUUUAAAGGAGAAAAAAAAAGCAACAAAAAAAGCAGCUUGAUUGUUAACGUGAUGUUUUUAAUGUGACUAUAUCAUGGCUGCCAGCAAUGUGACGUUUCCUUUUUUUUUCUUUUUUUUUUUGUCUGAAACCGAACAUAUCUCUGAAAAGCCAACCAGCUCCAGGUAGUCUGGUCGGGCACAGGGAGUCAGCUGAGCAAACGUUAGUCCUUAACUUAUUCCUGUCAAUGAUGGGGACCUUUUUAAAUGGGGGGUAGUUUAAUCCGAAAUAUCACAACAGGUGAUGUAAAGGUAGCCGUCGCAGUCCAGGGAAAACAAAAAACACAAAAGCUUUCCUUCUUUUACCUGCUGCUGUAGCUAAAUUAGGUGUUUCAGGGCCAAAUUAAUUCAACCCGGGAUAAAUUGUUAUUUCAAAACAUACAGUUUCUGAUUUCCACCAUUAGGUAACAAAUAUAUAUUCAUUAUAUUUAUGUAAUAAGUUUUGUUUUGAUUUUUUUAACCUUUUGUGUCCACUCAUUGUUUAUAUUCACCCCUGCAUUUUGAGCAGCUGGUAAAUGUCAGAUAGAUGGUACACGCUAGUUAAGUAGGUAAACAACAGGCUAAAAUUUACUGCCAAACAACAUCUUCAGUGCUCUCAAACUUCAGGUUUUGAGCAAAGGCGCCGAUGUUUCUCUCUGAUCCUGCAGUUAAAGAGGGUUCAAGCACAUCCAAAAGACUCUGACAACUUCUGAGUAGCUGCUACACCUUCUUUUCUUCGCUUUGUUUUUAAUUGCUUCUCCAACUUAACGAAAAAUGAAAAAGUUAGAGAGAAAAAAAGACACCUCUUUUCCCAUACCAGUACAGUAACAAUUGGCCUGUAGAGGGAGAUUGUGUGUGGUCAUUAGCCAUGUGUCUGGGGUCGGGUCAUGUGGCAAAAAACAAAAUGGAAACCUCAGAAAAACACGUCAGAGGAGCUGUUUUGAUGACUGCGAUGUCGGAUUCAUAAAGCAAUCUGAAUUCUGUUUUGUUCUAAAAGGCUGAGAGCCACAUUGAUUUCUGAGGUUCACAGAGGACACCGGACCAUGGAUUUUUGUAUGAAUAAUCAUUACUUUGAAAAAUUCUGACAAACUGCCGACACAUUUACAGUCGGAGUGGCUGCGGUGUUUUACAUUUCACGUGGGAUUAAUAGCAUCAUUUCACGGCGGCUACAGUCUGAAUGGGAACAUUUGUACAGGAAGGAACGAAUCCCAACCUUUCCAAACUCGGCUCUUUGGAUGCUGGUCAACACGGGUCAAGUUAUAAAUCAAUGAGAUAACAUCACU
This is a messenger RNA of Menidia menidia (Atlantic silverside), 3153 nucleotides long. Lineage: Eukaryota; Metazoa; Chordata; Actinopteri; Atheriniformes; Atherinopsidae. The record is from the annotation of a GenBank genome assembly.